Molecule: messenger RNA, 807 nt
Organism: Dichotomopilus funicola
Lineage: Eukaryota; Fungi; Ascomycota; Sordariomycetes; Sordariales; Chaetomiaceae
Exons: 1
Coding region: 1-807 (268 amino acids)
Source: RefSeq, a predicted model, not a curated record
AUGCUCUUUUUUAUAUUCUGCGCGGCUGUGCAUAUUUUCUCUCUAUCCGCAGCAGAAUGCACUAGGGAACUUCUCCAAGACCUCACGGCCAGCUACGUGGCAGCCCUCGCCGCGGGUAAUGGACCAUCAGGCAUCUCUGGCCUUGCGGGACCCGACGUUAGCUACAUCGAGAACGACGCGCCGGCCGAUAUCGCCGCAGGACUGCUGUCAGUCGGUAUACAAAUCGACUUCAACCGCAGCAUCUACGACACCACCCAGUGCGCUUCCUACACCGAGAUUGUCGCCACGACAGACCUAGCCUAUGUAAUCGGGACACGACUCGCUCUGAACACGGACAACAAAAUUGCUGAGAUUCGGUCCAACGUUUGUAACUCGGGAGACUGGCUGUUCAACGCAAAGGGGUCUCUUGAAUACAACAGCAAAGAAACGUGGGAUUCCAUCCCCGAAGGCAAUCGGGAUACGCGCGAGGUGAUCCAGGCCGCAGGGGAUGCGUACAUUGACGCUUGGGGCGACGACGCCGUCAAGCCCCCCUUCGCUAGCGACUGUGCCCGGUUGGAGGGCGGCUCGUACAUAUCGGGGGGCAACUGCUUGCUCAACUUUCCUCCGCCUUUUAACAUCACCUACCGUGUGUACACGAUUGAUGAGCAGCUUGGGGCUGUGGAUAUCUUUCACAACUUUCCGUUUCUUGACACCUCUAUCCCUCGAGAUCCGGGCACGCAGACGAACAAUUUCGUGAGGAUUGAAGGAGGGAAGAUCAAGUACAUCCACGAGAACACUGUGUGCAGCAAGGAUAAUUGUGGAAGGUAG